Molecule: messenger RNA, 441 nt
Organism: Musca vetustissima
Lineage: Eukaryota; Metazoa; Arthropoda; Insecta; Diptera; Muscidae
Product: chloride channel protein 2-like
Exons: 2
Source: RefSeq, a predicted model, not a curated record
AUGGUCUAUUUUCGCGACAAAGAACGCAAUCGAGAACGCGAUCGCGAUCAAAAUAAUGGCGCCGUUGUCGAACGCAUCAUUCAUGACGAGGAGUUCGGUGAAGAAAACGUGGAAUUGGUCGAUUCCGAAUGGGCCGAUUUUGAGAAAUUCAUACGUGAAUUGCGCCAACGUCGUUCCAGUACCAUUUCAAUGGAGGAAGAGCUAAGACAUGCCCAACGACCGACACGUGUUAAAUCGCAGGCAUUUUAUCCUUGCCCACCGCCAGCUGAACACAGUCGUGACUCGGAUUCAUCUUCGGACGAUGAUGAUCCCUUUGGAUAUAUCGAUACCCUAAUGUAUGGUCGCUACACCAAAGAUUUAGGAGAAUUUGCCAAAGAUGAAGCCAGAAAACUCAAACUACUGCAGAAACGACGAAAGUUGGAGGACAAACAGAGGAACAAG